Wyeomyia smithii (pitcher-plant mosquito) is the source of this 1058-nucleotide messenger RNA. RefSeq names its product 3-oxoacyl-[acyl-carrier-protein] reductase FabG-like. The record is from RefSeq and is a predicted model, not a curated record. The transcript has 2 exons. The coding region runs from base 174 to 944 and encodes 256 amino acids. Gene Ontology annotation, molecular function: oxidoreductase activity. NCBI's taxonomy places the organism in Eukaryota, Metazoa, Arthropoda, Insecta, Diptera, Culicidae.
AGCACCAGUUCACCGUCAGUCAGCUGCUGAAUAUCUUUCUCAUUGGGUUGCGUUAUCUGAUACCUCUGAUACCAAUCGUAGGCGGCGAAGCUUAACAGAAAUCCCUUAACCUGUUCAUUAAUUUCAAUUGUGUUCGAUUUAAAUUGUUUUUCAUUUCCUUAUUAUAGUAUAACAUGGAAUUCACGGGUAAAGUAGUAUUAAUUACCGGUGCAUCGUCAGGCAUUGGUGAAGGAACGGCAAAAUUUCUAGCAAGGUAUGGUGCAUCUUUGGUACUAACCGGACGUAACAAAGACAAUCUGAAUAAAGUUGGCGAAGCUUGUGAAGCCAUAUCGAAGCAAAAGCCACUACUUCUGAUAGCGGAUGUUACAAAAGAGGAUGACAAUAAACGAAUUAUAGAAGAAAUUUCAUGUAAACUAGGUCGGUUAGAUGUUUUGGUAAAUAAUGCAGGUAUUAUCGCAAACGGGUCCAUUGAGAAUACAAGUCUGGAACAGUAUGAUGAGGUUAUGAAUACAAACGUCAGGGCGGUGUACCAUUUGACAAUGUUGGCCGUUCCCCUGUUGAUCAAAAGUAAAGGUAACAUAGUGAACCUAAGCAGUGUGGCAGGAAAUAGAUCGUUUCCGGGAAUUUUGGCAUACGGAAUAUCAAAAGCCGCAAUAGAUCAGUUUACACGAUGUGUUGCUUUGGAGCUGGCAGCGAAACAGGUUCGUGUGAAUGCGGUGAAUCCUGGAGUGAUUGUUACCGAUAUUCAUAAACGAGGAGGAAUGGAUGAGAAAGCUUAUGCUGAGUUUCUCGAAAAAUGUAAGCAAACUCACGCGCUGGGUCGCCCCGGUGAACCAGAGGAAGUUGCCGCUACCAUAGCGUUUUUGGCAUCGGAUGCAGCUAGUUUCAUAACUGGAGUAACGCUUAAUGUUGAUGGUGGGCGUCAUGCCAUGUGUCCUAGAUAGACCAUUAUGACGAGAGUGGAAUUACAAUAAAUAAACCGUCAUGCCUUAUAAUUAGACGUUUUAGAUUUAUGAAAUUAGUAAAUAUACAAUCAAUAAAUUUUUUGGACAUGUUAA